Messenger RNA from Pezoporus occidentalis (night parrot), 1336 nucleotides. It is a transcript of the gene RAB4A, whose product is annotated as RAB4A, member RAS oncogene family. Gene Ontology annotation, biological process: vesicle-mediated transport; regulation of endocytosis; Rab protein signal transduction. The record is from RefSeq and is a predicted model, not a curated record. Gene Ontology annotation, cellular component: postsynaptic recycling endosome; plasma membrane; insulin-responsive compartment. The transcript has 9 exons. Lineage: Eukaryota; Metazoa; Chordata; Aves; Psittaciformes; Psittacidae. Gene Ontology annotation, molecular function: GTPase activity; GTP binding. The coding region runs from base 171 to 854 and encodes 227 amino acids.
GUGCCGGGGCGGGGCUGAGGCGGGCCGGGCCGGGCUGGGCCGGGCCGGGCGGCGGUGGCUCCUCCGCUUUCUUCCCGGCCCGCCCGUUCGGCGCUGCCGGGCUGCGAGUCUCCGCUCACCAGCACCGGCCCCGGAAGAGAAGGAGUGUUCGGGGCCUCGUCGCUCCCGAGAUGUCGCAGAGUGCCAUGGCCGAGACCUACGCUGUGAACACUGUUAAUGAAAUUAAUGAUUUCCUGUUUAAGUUCUUGGUCAUAGGAAAUGCUGGAACUGGAAAAUCCUGCUUACUACACCAAUUUAUUGAAAAGAAAUUCAAGGAUGACUCAAAUCAUACUAUAGGAGUGGAAUUUGGUUCAAAGAUCAUAAAUGUUGGUGGUAAAUAUGUAAAAUUGCAGAUAUGGGAUACAGCAGGACAAGAGAGAUUCAGGUCUGUAACAAGGAGUUACUAUAGAGGAGCUGCAGGUGCUUUGCUUGUCUAUGAUAUAACCAGCCGUGAAACCUACAAUGCCCUUACUAAUUGGUUGACGGAUGCAAGAAUGUUAGCAAGUCAAAAUAUUGUGAUAAUACUGUGCGGAAACAAAAAGGAUCUUGAUGCAGAUCGUGAAGUUACUUUUUUAGAAGCAUCCCGGUUUGCACAAGAAAAUGAGCUGAUGUUCUUAGAAACGAGUGCGCUAACAGGAGAAAAUGUUGAAGAGGCCUUUGUACAAUGUGCAAGAAAAAUACUCAAUAAAAUUGAAUCAGGAGAACUGGAUCCAGAAAGAAUGGGCUCAGGUAUUCAGUAUGGAGAUGCUGCCUUGAGACAGUUGAGAUCACCACGUAGAGCCCAAGCACAAAGUGCUCAAGAAUGUGGGUGUUAAAGAAAUGAAACAUAAAAUCCCAAAUACUUACUUUAGAUACAGAAGAAGCUGAGUUUUUAGAGUGGUCAGAUGCAGGUAACUGACAGAGUUUUUGUGUAUUUUACAGCUGUCCUUGCAAAUGGUGUUUGGAGAAACAACAGCUUGAAGGCUAUGCGGUUUUUAAAAACAUCUUUCCACUAUCUACAGACAGGGCAGACCACUGCUGACGGAACCGUGUUGUGUGGGACAGGAAUAUUCAUGUGACAGUCAAGUCUGUGAAGCAGACUUGCUAAUUUGGUGGACAGUAUUAAAACUCAUACCUGUAUGUAACCAUUAUCAUUAUCUAUUUUUGUUCUUUCACCUCUAGUUUAAAGCACUGCUUAUAUCCUGUAAAUAAUGUAACAGUAAAUUUACGAAGCAUGGUAUACUUACGUAUGCUGAUAGAAUGUUGCACUACAAGCAGUUUAAUAUUUUAUUUUUUUAUCAUAUAAACAGAUUUAACC